AUGGCUCCUCUCCGCAGGGGCAAGUUCGCGGUGGUGAAGAAGUGCCUGGAGAAGGCCACGGGCCGGGAGUUCGCAGCCAAGUUCCUGCGGAAGCGGCGCAAGGGCGAGGACUGCCGGCUCGACAUCAUCAACGAGAUCGCCGUGCUAGAGCUGGCCGCCCGCAGCCCCCACGUGGUGGAUCUGCACGAGGUCUACGAGACGCCCGCCGAGAUCGUGCUGGUGCUGGAGUGCGCGGCCGGCGGGGAGAUCUUCCAGCAGUGCGUGGCGGAGCAGGAUGAGGCCUUCACCGAGCAGGACGUGAUCCGGCUGGUGCGGCAGAUCCUGCGCGGCGUCGCCUACCUGCACCAGCACAACGUCGUCCACCUGGACCUGAAGCCCCAGAACAUCCUCCUGACCAGCAGCAGCCCCCUGGGCGACAUCCGCAUCGUGGACUUCGGGCUGUCGCGCCGGGUGGACGCCAUGCGGGAGGUGCGCGAGAUUCUGGGCACGCCGGAGUACGUGGCUCCCGAGGUCCUGAGCUACGAGCCCAUCAGCACGGCCACCGACAUGUGGAGCGUCGGGGUGCUGACCUACGUCAUGCUGACGGGCGAGUCGCCGUUCCUGGGCGACACCAAGCAGGAGACCUUCCUGAACAUCUCGCAGGUGAACGUGCAGUUCCCGCCCGACGUCUUCCAGGGCAUCUCGGACCAGGCCAUUGACUUCAUCCGCUCCCUGCUCGUCAAGAACCCCAGGAAGCGGGCCAAGGCCGAGCAGUGCCUGCAGCACCCCUGGCUGGCCCCAGCCCCGGCCCCGGCGCUGGCGUCCCCAGUGCGGGCUGAGCCGGAGCAGGCCCCGGCGAGUGAGGGCGGCAGUGGCCCCGAGGAGGACGAGGAGCUGGUGCUCGUGGCCUCUUACACGAUGCCCUGCCCCUGCCGCCAGCUGGGGGGCUUGGAGCUGCGGGAGACGGAGCUGGCUGGGGCGCGGAAGCCGUUCCCAGCCCUGCAGGAGAUCGCCCAGGAGCUGGUGUUCUGAGCCGACCGCUCGCAUCCCCUUUGCCUGCUGCCUUGGAGAGCAGUGCGCCGGACUCGCCACAGGCCUGCCAGGCGCAUUUCCGAGCCUGCCCCGGAGUCGGGGCCCCUGGACGCGAGAGGGACGGGCCCCUGGAGGGUAGGAGGCUCCCUGGGAGCAGGAGCAGCUUUGCCUCGGUCCUGGGGGAGCCAGACGGGCGCCUGGGCCGCUCUGCCCCGCAGCCACGGCUCCUGUGUACAUAGCGCUGCAGGGGAGGACGGAGCCUGCCAGACGGGACAGGGUGGGUCACUGGGGGGGAGGGGAGCCCCCCAGUGUCAGUGAUGGGGGACAGGAGCACCCGUUACCAGCAGGAUCGCUGCCCCACACAGCUGGACGAGGCAGCGGCUGCAGGAAGAGACCGAGCCCCUGUGACCUCUACAGGAGACAAACACCAUGGAAAAGCCCUGGGGGUCGCCCCACAGCCCCACAUUCAAACCAAAAUCUGCAGCAGCUGCCAGCGGGAGCACAGGGCCCAGCGGGGCAGAGGCUGCUUCAGCUCUGAACCCGGGAAGCUCCAUUUGGGGGCUGGCCCUGUGGCACAAGGAUGGCCCCCCGCCCUGUUGUGGGGCAUGGAAGGGCCCACUGCCUGGCCCUGCCGCCCCCGGGCAGCUUACCCAAGCUUUGCCUCUGGUUUCUUAAUUAGCAAGUUAGUUACUGGCCCAUUUGGGCCGGGGGAGGUGGAGGGCUGGGCUGCACUGACGCGCUGUUCUGUGCCAACGUACUGGGCACCGGGAGAGCCCUGGGGAGGGCAAGGGGUGGCUGGCACCAGGAGCUGACAGUGCCACCCGAUUUCGCUGAGGGUCCAGGUGCCGAUUGCAGGGUCAACGGGAGCAGUCCCCGUGCUGCCUGUGUUCACACCGUGGCAUCAGGCCACCAGGCAGGGACUCGAGGGGGAGCCCCAAGCCGGGAGCUCCUGCCAGCGGGUGCCUGGCCCAGCAGAUGGGGCAGCAGCCGGUGCUCCAAGCUGCAGCCACGUCCGGCGCUGGGCGUUGUGGCUGCCCUGCAGGGCUAGCCCCAGGAGGGAACGGGGUGCUGCCGCUUGCCACGUUGUUGC
Messenger RNA from Terrapene triunguis (Three-toed box turtle), 2101 nucleotides. Its product is annotated as serine/threonine-protein kinase 17A-like. Lineage: Eukaryota; Metazoa; Chordata; Testudines; Emydidae. Gene Ontology annotation, biological process: intracellular signal transduction; protein phosphorylation; positive regulation of apoptotic process. The record is from RefSeq and is a predicted model, not a curated record. The coding region runs from base 1 to 1011 and encodes 336 amino acids. The transcript is spliced from 6 exons. Gene Ontology annotation, molecular function: ATP binding; protein serine/threonine kinase activity. Gene Ontology annotation, cellular component: nucleus.